AUGGCUUCUCGAUUACCACUUCAACGUUUCUCACAGCAAAACCUGAGGGUAUUUCCUCGAGUUGCUCAUGGGUCCCGCGGUUUAUGCGCUGGGAGUCGCAGGAGUCUUACGUCUGUUGCGAUCCCAAAACAUGCCGGGAACGCUGGUAGAACUGCGGGUCUGCUUCGGGCUUCGGGAGCCAAUAUUCUCCGCAGCAAUGUCGCCCCCCUGGGCGGCUACCAAGUUCGAACUUAUGCCGAUACUGUCGUCAAGGUUCCUCAGAUGGCAGAGUCAAUCACGGAAGGAACACUAAAGCAGUUCUCGAAACAGGUUGGAGAUUUUGUCGAACGAGACGAAGAAAUCGCCACCAUUGAAACGGAUAAGAUUGAUGUGUCUGUCAAUGCUCCUGAAUCUGGUACUGUCAAGGAAUUUCUCGUGAGCGAGGAAGAUACCGUCACUGUCGGACAAGACCUAGUCAAGCUGGAGCUUGGAGGUGCUCCUGAUGUGAAAAAGGAAGAGCCAAAGGAGCCUACCGGUGCCGAAAACAAGCAGCCUUCUGAGCCAGAGCAGCCUAAGGCACCGGAAGCACCGAAGUCUUCCAGCCCUGUGCCUGAGCAGCCCCCCGCGCCGAAAUCCGAACCUUCAAAGGCGCAGUCGCAACCUACAUCAAAUGCUCAACCCUCUUUAGGGAGUCGCGAGGAGCGAAGAGUUAAAAUGAACAGGAUGCGGUUGAGAAUAGCAGAGCGCUUGAAGCAGUCCCAGAACACGGCCGCUUCCCUCACCACUUUCAAUGAGGUUGACAUGUCAUCUCUUAUGGAGCUUCGGAAGCUGUACAAAGAUGAUGUAUUGAAGAAAACCGGUGUGAAGCUUGGCUUCAUGAGCGCCUUUUCUCGCGCAUCGGUUCUUGCCAUGAGGGAUGUUCCUACAGUCAAUGCGUCGAUCGAGGGGCCCAAUGGCGGCGAUACUAUUGUGUAUAGGGACUAUGUUGACAUCAGUGUGGCUGUUGCAACCGAGAAAGGUCUUGUGACACCUGUGGUCCGUAAUACCGAGACGAUGGACCUUGUUGGAAUUGAAAAAUCAAUUGCAGACCUUGGAAAGAAAGCGCGCGACAACAAAUUGACAAUUGAGGACAUGGCUGGUGGCACGUUUACCAUUAGCAACGGCGGCGUUUUCGGAUCUUUGAUGGGUACACCGAUUAUCAACUUGCCACAGACAGCUGUUCUCGGACUCCACGCUAUCAAGGAUAAGCCAGUAGCCGUGAACGGAAAAGUUGAAAUCCGACCUAUGAUGUAUCUUGCUCUGACUUACGAUCACCGACUUUUGGAUGGCCGCGAAGCAGUUACUUUCCUUGUCAAGGUCAAGGAAUACAUCGAAGACCCACGCCGAAUGUUAUUGGGUUAG
Aspergillus wentii DTO 134E9 is the source of this 1380-nucleotide messenger RNA. RefSeq names its product putative dihydrolipoamide succinyltransferase. NCBI's taxonomy places the organism in Eukaryota, Fungi, Ascomycota, Eurotiomycetes, Eurotiales, Aspergillaceae. The record is from RefSeq and is a predicted model, not a curated record. The transcript is spliced from 11 exons. Bases 1 to 1380 code for a protein of 459 amino acids. Gene Ontology annotation, cellular component: oxoglutarate dehydrogenase complex. Gene Ontology annotation, biological process: tricarboxylic acid cycle. Gene Ontology annotation, molecular function: dihydrolipoyllysine-residue succinyltransferase activity.